Molecule: messenger RNA, 2079 nt
Organism: Bubalus bubalis (water buffalo)
Lineage: Eukaryota; Metazoa; Chordata; Mammalia; Artiodactyla; Bovidae
Gene: TMEM86A
Product: transmembrane protein 86A
Exons: 4
Coding region: 152-1018 (288 amino acids)
Cellular component (GO): membrane
Source: RefSeq, a predicted model, not a curated record
GUCACGGGGAUCGCAGACAGAAGCUCCGGCGCCCGGCGCGCGGGAGGUAUCGUCGGUCACCGGGGCUUCGUUACUUCGUCGCCUCCUCACCUGCGGCGCGUCCCGGGCCGCUGCCUCCCGGAGCCGGGUGCCAGCCGCCGCCGCCACCGCCAUGGUGUCCCCGGUCACUGUGCCUGCAUUAGGGAAAUCUCCGCAGGAAGGAACUCUGUCAUCUCUUCUCACUGCUCUCACCCCUGGCAGAGCAAGGGCAGGCUUAGCCCCUGGAUCCACAUCUGCCUCUUCCCAGCCUCCUUCAUCACAGUCUGUUCAGUGCCAGGUGAAGAGUGAGGGACCCAAGCUGGUGCCCUUCUUCAAGGCUACCUGUGUGUAUUUCGUGCUCUGGCUGCCCUCGUCCAGCCCAUCAUGGGUCAGCGCCCUCAUCAAGUGCCUGCCAAUCUUCUGCCUCUGGCUCUUCCUCCUGGCCCAUGGCCUGGGAUUCCUGCUGACCCAUCCCAGUGCCACCCGCAUCUUCGUGGGGCUCGUCUUCUCCGCCAUAGGCGACGCCUUCCUCAUCUGGCAGGACCAGGGUUACUUUGUCCACGGUGUGCUGAUGUUUGCCGUGACCCACAUGCUCUACGCCUCGGCCUUUGGCAUGCGGCCAUUGGGUCUUCGGACAGGUCUGCUGAUGGUAAUAUUGUCAGGCCUGAGCUAUGCCUUCCUCUACCCAAACCUCACAGGUGCCUUCACCUACCUAGUGGGGGUCUAUGUGGCCAUUAUCGGCUUCAUGGGCUGGCGAGCAAUGGCGGGGCUACAGCUGGUCGGGGCAGCCUGGCGCUGGACUGAGCUAGCGGCGGGCACUGGCGCACUGCUAUUUAUUGUCUCAGACCUGACCAUCGCUCUCGACAAGUUCUGCUUCCCUGUGCCCUACUCGCGGGCAUUCAUCAUGUCCACCUACUACGCCGCCCAGAUGCUCAUCGCCCUGUCAGCUGUUGAGAGCCGGGAGCCAGUGGAGGACUACCGACUGAGCAAGGCCAAAUGAGGGUCAGGUUCUGGUCACCUCUCUCUUCUCCUGGGACUGGAGUCCAGAACCUGGGAGUCUGCCAGAGCUGGCUUGAGAUGACCACAGUACCAACCUGGGGCAGCAGGUACCACCUGUGAAAUGUGCAAGUUUGAGGGAUAAGCAGAAAAAAGAUUCUUCUAGCAAAGCUAGUGGUCCAGGACCAUGCUGAGAACUAAAAAAAGCCAGCCUAAUGCUCCUCGCCAGAGCCAGGAUCUUCCCACCUCUACCCCAUCUGGACUGUCAGAGCCCCUCUGGAGGGCUGUGGUGCUCAGCCUUUUGACCUCCCCCACUUCUACUAGAUGAAAGAGUCUGACUCACCCACUUCCACUCUUUCUGAUUUACACGGAGUUGAGUGAGGAGGGGAAGAGUCUGUGCUGAGAUGUCCAGGGCUUGAAGCACCUUUCACAGGCCCCUAGGUGGAAAGACUGGAUGAGGGUGGAGUCUCCCUUUCCUGCAUCUAUCCUUGUUACUUGAACAAUCUUAAUGUCUAAGUGUUGGGUGGGAAGGUGGAGGGGUGUCUGUCCAGGUAGGCAAGACUGGGGACUAUUUUGGCCUCGGGAGUUCUGCGUACCAAGGAUUCAAGUUGGUCCCAUCUCUCAAAGGGCAUCCGGAGCUCAGGCCCCGCACCACUACCCUCAGACCCUAUCCCCAGGGCUAGGGUGAACCAUGCCAAAGGAAGGGGCCAGCCUGUGUGUUUGUGUGUGUGAGUCUUGUUUGUAUGGUCUAUCUUCCAGCCUGCCUAUGUCUUACUUUGCCAGCUGUCUCUGACCUGCUGUGUGUCAAAGUCUUACAGGGAGAGGGCCUCAGGGAGCUGCUGAGGGGUUGCUGAGCCUGGCUCAGAGAGCUGGGCCACCCCCCACAUACACACCCACUCUCAGUUCCUUCCUCUUUGCCCCUGCUGCACUGGGAGCAAGAGGAAGGGGCUCCAAUUACACUCUAGGGUCAUAAGACCCAAGGCACAUUCAAUGCAAGGGGAACAAGGAUGGGACUACUCCAUCCUGUUGCUCACGUGAAAAAAAAAUAAAAAAAAUAAAACAAGA